Morchella importuna is the source of this 9753-nucleotide messenger RNA. RefSeq lists its product as uncharacterized. Lineage: Eukaryota; Fungi; Ascomycota; Pezizomycetes; Pezizales; Morchellaceae. Bases 1 to 9753 code for a protein of 3250 amino acids. The transcript has 9 exons. The record is from RefSeq and is a predicted model, not a curated record.
AUGGAGGCUGCGGGCGUAUUAUCAACCACUUUUGGACUAGGGUUUCUCUUACAUGCUUCUCAAGCCGCCUUCUUUACAGCCAUCAAUGGCCAUAUAAAGACACUGUUUUUCCACCGCCGAAGGCUGGUCCUUCUUUCAUUCCUUUUAUGCGUUUCAAUAUACUCUGUGUUUCAGUUUGCUACUCUGCUACUUCUUGAAGAUGUAUCCUGCAGCGUUAUAGUCCGAUUUACACUCUUUUUUGAUCAAGCCGCUCGGAUAUCCGUACUUGCACUUAUUGUUUGGAAGGUGUGUGACGAGACGGACAACACAACUGAAAAAAUAUGCUGGGUAGUGGUCCUUGGGCUACGGGUACUAUUGGGUGGAAUAAUUGUUGGUUUUACGGGAUGGACAUUUAUGCCCGUCUGCUUUCCACAGCCGAUGCACUUGGCAACAGGAAUUGUCAAUGUGGCCUUUGAUGGACUAUCUUGGGGUUUUUUACUUUUUAGAAUCGUUACGAUUUGGUCACUUUUCGCAGAUCAAGGGAGGGGUGGGAAGGUGGACGGGAAGAGUCAGGGCUAUGGGCUCUUCUUGAUCGUAUUGAGUUUUAUUGGGUGGACAGUUGGAAGUUUUCCAUAUUUGAUGAAUGUGGGAGAGAGUAUUUUCGUUAGGAUGAUCCCCUAUAUCAUAACUCUCUCCUUAGCUCUUGGUGUCCUUGGGUGCUUCCCUUCUAUUGUAUUCUCUGUCCCCAUCUCUAGAUCUAACGAAUCAUAUAAUCGGAAACUCGGUCGAUUUGGCUCUUCGCCGCCCAGCAUUUCAAGAGCAGGGCAGUCUAUUAUCUCACCCAACUCCAACCCUGGAGAUAUUGAGUCCAACAAAAUCAAUAGAUUCCCGUCUCAUGGAGUGGAUAUCGAUAAAAACUUUAACGACGCGCGAACAAGUAUGAUGUUCCGAUCUAUCAUCGGCGCGCCGAUAGUUCACCCUGGUACUGCCAUUCCAUGGUCACUAGAAACAAAUAACGCGGAGAGCAUUACAAGGCCUAAACCUACAAAGGCUAUGCCAGAAAACAGAAGACCUAGUAUUGCGCCAUCGCAUGGUGCAAAACAUAGUGUAUCAAAUCCAAUGGGCUCAAGAGUGACAAACAGUUCUUUUGACGCUGUAGAGCAAAUAUCUGGGAUUCCAACAAGUAAUUCUUUUGGAAAGAUGAGGACAGUAAGUCUGAAGACAGCAGCAGAGGCGGAACGACAACGUAUCGAUGCCGCGUUUGAGAGAGAGCAGGAACGAAAAAACUCCGAUGCUGGGACAGUCACCACAUCAAAAUCGGUAGCAGACUGUCUAAACACUGAUCGUUCAACAAGCGUCAAGAGAAAACCCUUGUUACCGCAGCUUCCGUCAGGAGCCGCUGCGCUUAGGGUAUCUGCUGUCAAAAGGGAGGGAAAUGGGCCAGCAAGCUCAUCCAGUAUACGACAGUCUGAAUUCGCAGCAGCAGAAGGGGGGUCGGACUGGGGAACGAGAUAUAGUGUGGGUAGCCUUGGGACUGAGGAUGAUGAUACCACGCGAUAUACGGCAGUUUCUCAUGCGCCUUAUACUCUAGCUGCACCCCCAAGAAUUCCAAAGAUCGAUUUAUUGGAAGAUGAUUCAAGGGUCAUGUUUCUCAAUGAAAUAGUGUAUGAUGACCCAGCGUUGGUAAAGUCAAUAAUGGGGAAGACGGAUAUUGCUUCAACAACCUCCAGAUACUCGGGAUCUAAAACAGGAGCAGUCAGGAGGAGUCCUUCAUCUAUUACCAAACGUCUUCCAGGUCUCUCGCCGGCUAAGAACUCGAAUGAUUCUGUCGUCUCCUCACCGCCAUUCAUGGAUGCGUCGCCGGUUAUGGAUAGACCUAGGAGCGUGAAGAAUAUUGCGGAGAGGGGGAUUUUCCCUCCGAAUAGGGACUCUGACCUGGCGGCACAAAUGCAAUACAACAAAAAGCAGUCAAACAUGCGGAGGGAAUCGGAACUUCCACAAGUUGAUUCAAAGCCAUUACCUGAAGUUCCAGCCCAAAGGAUGGGUACAGAAAAGAAGCGGACAAGAGAAAUUGUGUUUCCUAUCCCUCCUCCUAGAGCCACUACCAGGAAAGGCGCCCCGCCGCCUAUUACCGUCACCAUUCCGAAGAUUUUAUCCCCAGAAAUAAUCCAAGAGAUCACAGCUGCCAGUGAAGUUGAAACCGCUCAGUCAAUUCCCAGCCCCAAACCAACAAUUCCCGAAAAGUCAGAGAAGCGUUUGAUGAGCCCAGCUAUCAAUGAUCAAAGAGCUGGUUUUGCUACUUAUGAGACCGCGAAAGCGUGGGCUGAAAGCGUAUCUGCUGCCAGUGAUAAGCCCAGAUAUGCUGAAAGUAUGAUUGAACCUCUCCCAUCAAUUGCAUACGACAUGUCAGACGACAUAACCCCUAGAAUAGCCGCUGCUAUCUCGGACGGUAAUCAUAAGCGCAAGAGUUUGAUCGCCUUGACAGUGUCCCCCCUCUUUCAAAUAGAGGACAAUGCGUUCACAGACAUCGAAAUCGACUCUGGCUCCGAGGAUGGAGGUGAUCAAGACCCAGAAGCGGCUACUGUGGAAUCUGUAUCAGAUGAACAGACUCAAAGUGAGGCGGAUGAAAUGAUCGCGAACGGAGGAGAGGGAUAUUCCACAGAGGACGAGUCAUAUGAAGAUUUCUUCACUGAUAGCGAAGAAGGUCGCUACCUCGAUGAUGAGGUUUUGAUCUCGGACAUGGAGGAAGGAAUAAGCUAUGACAAGAUCGCCGCCGCUGAACGAAAGCUUGAUGCUAAGGUUCAAGAAAACACCGAAGUUUUAACAAACGCCACUCCAAUCCCCAUUCAUUUUCAUCUUGGAGACAGUAUCCCUACAUUCUCGGAGAGCAGGCGGAAAUACGGGACCAAGAGGAAGCCACCACCAUCUCCAAUAGGGUUCUUGGUACAGCAGAAACGUAUCUCUCAACAGCAGUUGAUGGAGGCACGGCUAACAAUUUUCGCUGGAACUCAAUAUCUCGCUCCUCUUGAAGAUCUUAUGAAUAGGCUUCCAGUAAACAAGAAGGGUGAAUCCCGUGUGAGUUACGUAUCUGACGGUAGAAACUCUCUGUUAGCUCGGCUGGAGAUGGAAAUGGGACAGCAGGAAAAUGAAUGGAUGGGAAUGCAUAAGACACUGGAAAGAAGCUCAAUGGGAUCAAUCAAGGAAACCCCAGAGCAGAGAGCUUCCCGGUUAUCCCGCGACACUUUAGAGUGCCACUCAUCCUUGGAAAAGGUUGAUGAGGGUAUUUUGAUUAAUAGACAGUUGAGUACUGUUGACACAGAGUCUGUUCACUCAGAUGCUAAGCCGAGUGCGUGGCAUGCUCAGAUGAGUUACCUUGUUCAAGCACCAUUGAUGAAUCCUGGUGAGAUUCUGGCCAGACCGACUUCUAUCCUCGAAAGUCAAAAUACACCAAUCUCGAUAGUUUCAGACUCCGAGGCGUAUGAUUCUAGGGAUGAGUCACCGUAUGGUACAAAUCACAACGAGGUCCACAUGGAAUCGUGCUAUGGAAACGAUAAUUUAAACUUUAUCAUUGAAGAAAACGAGGGACUCGAGCACUAUGCAGAAUACCAAGAGUCAUUCGAGGACGACAGUGAGAUUCAGUUUCUUGAACCUACAGUGUAUUGCCCGAGUACACGCUCUACCAGCAUAAUUUCUCAUCCCAACUUUAUAUACUCCGUUACUUCGGAGUCAUUCUCUCGAAGCGCAAGGUCACCUCCAAUUUCAUUUCUUUGGAACACCCGUCUCAUCCAAGGAAGCUCCUCUCCCAUGAGUAACCAGUUAUGGUCAUACCCUGUAUUCCUGCCGAGGACCCCAUUAGCACUCCCUGCUGCAUUAGACCUUCGCCCAAAACGUCGUAUCUCAGCUGCACCCAUCACUAAAGCUACCACAAGCCUCUGGGUAAAGGCCCAUGGCCCUCAAAUCGAACCCAGUACAGGUUUGUGGAGAAACCCGAGGGAACAACAGCCGAAAAGCAUCAUCGCCUCUUCAUUCGGGCACGGUAGAAGCCGCUCACUCAAGCUUAAAAGAGUUACAUUUGUGGAGGAAGUAGUGACAGUCGAGACAACUGGUUUAUUCGGAAAACUUAAGAAACUUUGGGGGGGUCAUACAAAGUCUCAUUCAGUUGACAGUACCGCUGUUCCAAGAGAUUUGAGGGAUGUAGACACGGCUAUAGACUCUGUUAUUGUGAGAUAUGCAAACAAGACGCUCCCGCCUCUUCCGCCUCUUCCUCCAAGGACAGAUAUUAUGAAGCACAAAGAGCCCGAGAAUACGACCUGCAACAACCUCUGGUUACAUCAACCCAGUCCUCCAGCCAUUACUCAACCAUCGUUACUGUGGAAUCAAACACAUGCACAAAAAGUCCAGAAUACUCAAUUAUUCAAAGAGAUCCCUUCGCUCCGUAGAAAGGCUCCUCAACAAACAUUCUUGCCAAGGCUUACUUCGAACAGACUAUGGGGAUAUGUUGAACAGCGGAUGAUGCCAUCACUUUGGUUAACAAGCUCCGCUAGCGCCAUGUAUCUCUGGCCCUACGGAGAAGGAACAAUAGCUCGUAGUUAUCUCUGGCCUUCUGCCCCGGCCGCCAAGAAAAUCGAGGUUGUUACAAUCAGAUCUCGAUCACUCGCGAUCACUCGCCUCACUCGCCUCACGCGCCUCCAGUCAUCUUCGCUCUGGGUAGCUACUGCUGCUUGCAAGAAUGGCGGAAACAAAGUUACUGCACUUUGGGAGCCUGCUGAAUCUGGAGUAAACGUUGUAGGAUCCCAGAAACAAGAGCCUAUGCUUUGGAUUAAGGGAGAGCAUAUUGCGCCCGCUGCUUCUAGACAUUUAUGGCCCAAUGCGCCUGAACUUCCUAUGUUACCGUCAUCGUUGCCAGCUAUCCGAGCUCGCGUUGCUUCGACUGAACUCCCGAUGCUCGAAUCCAACCAACUAUGGACCUUUGCCAAAGAAGCGAUCGGGCUGUGGUCAUUCCCAGAAAGAUCGACCGGGCUCUGGCCUCACGGAGGGCGUGAGAAAGUUGUUUCUUUCCUUUGGCCUUCCGCGUCGGCACUAAAUUAUAUUCCUGCGAAAGUUGCCUCGAAACGUUCACGGGUUAUGAGAGCUGAACUUGAGAAACUUGAGUCGAAGCAAUUAUGGUCCUAUAGUGACGUCCAAUUUGAGUCUGUUGAGGUAAAGGGAAUGUGGAAAGCAGCAACUGUUUCGGCCAAGCCAACUAUCGUCGAGCAGAAUAUGGAAACGCUCACAAGUCUACUUUGGACUGCACCUGAAGAAGCUCCCACAAUUGUAUCACUCUCCGGAGGGCUUUGGAGCUCAGCACCAGUAUUACUUCCACGCCUCUGGUCCGCUCCAGUAACUGAGUCUGGGCUCUGGCCACACGGAAGGCUUCAACAUGCACAAACGAGGACUCUGUGGCCGUCUGCACGCCCACUUGCGAGCACAGAGAACCAGAGUCUCCACAACGCCCGUAUAAUUGUUACCGGCCUGAAAAUAGAAUCGUCGCGACUCUGGAGCGCAGAAUCAGCGAUAAAAGCGGAAUUAUGGGCCCCACCACCUAAGCAAACAGGAUUAUGGCCCAACGGGCAGGUGGUUAAGAGCAAGUCUGUUGGGUUAUGGCCUUCUGACACUGAAUUAAGGUUCCCAGCAAUUGUGUCGAUUCGCCAGUUCAAACAACGCAGCCCCACCAAUCUAGAAACUUUGGAAUCUCAUGAACUUUGGAGUAAUUUCAAUGUCAAGCAAUCACUCUGGAAAAAAGCAAAUGGACAAAGUGGUCUGUGGCCCCAGGGCACACACAAUUCUGGAAAGCGCCAGCUUUGGAGCGCCAAUAGUAAUAUGCAAACUGUCCUAAGAAGAAAUCUCACAUUGAAAUUAGCAACAAUCGAGGGAAGGAAAAGAUAUGAGAGAAAAGCAAUAACAGCCAUAUUAGAAUCCCGCGCCCUGUGGAGUCGGCCGGUACAUAUCCGACCAAAAUCUGCUGGCCGGCUUUGGACAAAAGAGAUUGAAUAUAUCGGCGAAUUGCCCAAAUUCAAGACUGCUGAGCUGCAGGCGAAAGACGAUGUCGCUUCAGUAUCACCCGGUUUAUGGGCCAAUCCAUCUCCUAUUUCCUCUCCAUCUCCUGCAAAUUUAAUGACGCCUGUUGCCGUACUUUGGACGGCAUCCCCCCUCAAAACACCCAGGAUAGAAUUCACAAUCUGCCGGGAAACCAUCGCAGUCGCAGCAGUUCAACGAAGGAAGUCGGCUGGAGCUGCCAAUUUGAUGCUGACACCUCUGCAAGGCAAUCUCUGGGUCGCAGGGACUCCGUCGCUUUUACCCGGAGGAUCAACACCUCGCACCGGGAUGAAGCAAGCUCCUCAGGAUGGUCUGUGGAACUCGGCCAGAACGCAUGCCAAGCUGGAGAAAAAAGUUCCUUUAUGGCAUAGGUACACUGUCAUUGGCAAGGAUCGAGGUGCAGUGAAGCAGCAAACAUUGAAAACAGACACCACUGGAUCGUUCGUCGCCGUGAAACCCGAUCAACUAAGGACCCUUAUCGCUGCCGAAACAGAAGAGGAUGGUGUCAAUCAUGUCCAUCAUGACGGGCUGUGGCAUCCAGCCAUCAUGACAAAGCCGGCAAAAGAGAGGCCGCUCACGACAGGCGUAGACACGGUUCCUCGGGAAAGGACAUUUGUUACUCCGAGGACUUGCGCUCUCUGGCAAAAGAACAAAAUUCCAUCGCGAUCGAAUAAGCGAGUAGCAUCGAAUAUUCCUCCCCCGCUUUUCUUGGCGCGUGUAGGUGGCCCAAUGUGGACGGCUGAUAAAACGAGUGAAUCCCGUCCGCGUGGACUAUGGCGUCAAACGAAAAACGAGCGCAUGAAGAAGGGUCUUUGGCAGCCCAACAACAUUGAUAAGUACAGCACCCUAACCGUAAUCAACCAAGCUACCUCGCCGGAGAAAAAAUCGAAUCUUUGGAGUUUUUCCGGGACAAAACCAGAGCGACAAUCAAUCUUUCAAAACCUGUCAGUUGAGUCCAUUCGCAGGUCUACCUCUACAACCACCAGGAACCACAAUUCUAUCACAAAUCCCAUGGAGGGAUCACUUUGGGUGAAAUCACGCAACACUACUCCAGAAAAACCAAAGCUAUGGCGCAAAGCAGAAAUCCCACAGAGGCUGUGGGCGGCCGAUAAUAAUUUUAAUAGUAGCAACACUGAUAUGACUAUCACCACCAAGGCGGUUCCUACUGUCGCAACUACGCAUUUGUGGGGAAAGGACAAUGUCACCACCACGCCCAUUUUCGGCGACCUUUCGCUUGAGUCUUCCCGGUCUCGCAGAGAGUUCACCCCCAAAGCGUUCUCGGCCCCGCCUGAAGGAUUGUGGAAAAUGGCACUAACAAGCGAACCGUUGGAGAUGACUGCUGAAGUGCCGAGGAUUAGUCUUUGGGGAGCAGCAGACGCUGCCCCAAUUGUUGUCAAGAAUGUCCCUACUAAGACACUUUGGCAGAAGGACAACACAGAAACUCCAAUUUUCGCUGACCUACCCCUUGAAUCUUUCCGCUCAAAGAAGGAUCACUCUACGGCAACGCUUCCUAUGUUCUCAGAGGGCAUGUGGAAGAAAAAGGUCGCACUCCCGGAACGCCCUCAGUUGUGGAAACCAAUUCCCAAGGCAACAGGUUUAUGGGACGCAAAUGCAAAGACGAAAACGUUGGCCCAGAUAUCCUUGGAGAGGAAAGCAAAGGGAACGAAGAAGCCAUUGUGGUCAAAGGAGAGGGCUUCAAGGACCACUGCAAAAGUUCCUCAACGAUCACCGCUCGCCAUUGUUCGUAUCUCGGAUGACCUAACUCUACCUAAAGCUACUGGUGAUCUUUGGAAGCCAAAGUCUCCCGUGCGUCAGGCACCAGUGCUUUGGACAGCGCCGAAACCCGUUACACAGUCCGCGAAGCCCGCAAAGCCCGCAAAGCCAACCGCAACACUUCUCUGGGGUCAAGGGUCUGGGUCAAAGACAACAGCUGCAGUUGCAGAGCGAACAAAGGUCCCCUUCAUCCCCUCUGAUGCUCCACUUGCUCAGGUUUCUGGCUCGCUGUGGAAACCAAAGUCGACAGAUGGACCGAUUGGUCUCUGGAAGCGCCCCAUCAAAGCGGUAGCGGCAACCACAGUUGCUCCAUCUGUACCUCUAUGGGCAGCAAGGACAGCCUCCAGGACCACCAGUGCCGUGCCUCAACGUUUGCCUGUCCUGAAAAAGAAAGAUACAAGGAGUAUCAUUCUUCCCCCGGCAACAGGCUCGCUCUGGCAGCCGCCUAAGCGCACUCCCGAGAAGGGGCUUUGGAAAGCCCCAGCCCCACCAACCCGCCGACCCCGUAGCGCAAGUCUUCUCUGGGCAUCCCACUCAGCAGCGCGCACAACUACUGCAAUUCCGGUUCGGACUACAGUGCCAAAACGUCUCGUUGAGGAGCCCCUCAAAACUGUCAGCGGUACCCUGUGGAAGGCGCCAUCAAAUGAACCUAAGAAGGGUCUCUGGAAACGCACCAUCCCAACAGUUGCGACAUACCGCAAGACAAGUACAACUUCCCUAUGGUCAAAAGAGUCCGCUUCUCGAACAACAUCUGCAAAGCCAGAACGUGCUCCCUUCGUUCCGAAGGUUAUUGACGAAAAGUCUCUUACACUCUCACCUGCCACUGGAGAUCUCUGGAUGCCCUCGUCGGCAACACCACAAACAGUUAGCCUCUGGUCCCGUCCAGCCACUCCCUCCAGUGGUAGCGGCAUCUGGGAUGCUCAAGGUCGUACGCCAACCCUGGCCGAAAUUAAGCUUGCGCUUGCAACACAGCGAGACAAAACAGAACUGUGGCAGCGUCGCAGCGUCUUGACUUCAAAGCCCGCUAUAGUUGAUAUCAGCAAAAUCACUUCCUCUUCCACCGCCCCACAAAAGAAGGUCAAAACCACCGAACCAGCCCCCGUACCUCAGGUGGAUGGUAGUCUCUGGAGACCCUGUGUGGAUGGAAAGAAUGAACAGGGUAUCAUGUGGAUUACGCGCUCUUCUCGUUCCUCUUCCCUGGAAUCUGAGUUUAUUUCUCCGGGCGUGAGCCGUGCUUCAACAAUCAGCGACAUGAGCGACGAGACCGAGUCCCCGCUGACGACAGGUAAGGCGGAUGCGUUUGAGCCAGAGGUCAUGAGGAUUCAUAGCACAAAGGUUAGCGUCUCUUCUGCGGCUGGGGAGAAUAUGUGGAGGCCUAUUGAGGCGGCGGAGGGAAAGGGAAAGGGGGUCUCUAGGUCAGAUCAGAAGGAGCAAGAGCUUCCUACGUGGGGAGCUUCACACUCGCUUUGGAGCAAACCGUCCACUGAUGAAGAAAAGGCGGCGUUAUGGGAAAACCCCAACUCAUACGCAUGCUCCUCAGUCUCCGACGAAGACUUCGCAUCGGCUGCCUCCGAGCUCAGUGAAGAAUCCCACUAUCACGAUUUCGAAACAAGCCACGAGCCCGACAGUUACUCAAACAACAUGUAUCCCCCCUCUUCGUCUAACCCCCACGUGUUCGUUGGACAGUUCCAUCGUGACAAUUAUCUUCUUCAUCAACAAUCAAACACUCAGCUCCCGGAAAACUCUCCAUUUGCGUCCAACCUCCGCAUCAAGAGUCUUCGUCGGAAGCUAAGGCCUACCAACGGCGCCCCCGGCACCGCUGAAAGGAAGCGCCGCAACACCGAGGGAGAGGAAGAGAGAGAGCGGCUCAGGGUCAAUAGUACUCCAAUGGAAAGGGCGGUUUCCAUGGGCGAGGAACAUCUAUAG